This is a messenger RNA of Thamnophis elegans (Western terrestrial garter snake), 1449 nucleotides long. RefSeq names its product synaptotagmin 6 (gene SYT6). Gene Ontology annotation, biological process: regulation of dopamine secretion; cellular response to calcium ion; regulation of calcium ion-dependent exocytosis. Bases 1 to 1449 code for a protein of 482 amino acids. Gene Ontology annotation, molecular function: phosphatidylserine binding; calcium-dependent phospholipid binding; clathrin binding. NCBI's taxonomy places the organism in Eukaryota, Metazoa, Chordata, Lepidosauria, Squamata, Natricidae. The transcript is spliced from 7 exons. The record is from RefSeq and is a predicted model, not a curated record. Gene Ontology annotation, cellular component: membrane.
AUGCAUUAUUAUACAUUCUUCAACAUUGAUUUGAGUGAACUCUCCAUCAGUCUUCUUGCAGUGAUAGUAAUUGUAUGCGGACUGGCUCUAGUGGCAGUUUUUCUAUUCCUUUUUUGGAAGCUGUGUUGGGUUCCUUGGAGGAACAAAUCUAUUUCAACUAAUACCCCCACCACUCAGAAUUUGGCAGAGCACGACAAAGACAAUAUGGCUGACAAGCUAAAAGAUACUGGAACUCUUGGAUUCUUGGAAGCAGCAGUAAAAAUUAGUCACACGUCACCAGAUAUCCCAGCAGAAGUUCAAAUGUCCAUGAAAGAUCAUCUCAUGCGACGCACACGAAUGCAGAGACAAACAACAGAACCUGCGUCUUCCACCAGGCACAUUUCUUUCAAGAGGCACCUGCCCAGACAGAUGCAUGUUUCCAGUGUGGACUAUGGCACGGAUCUGCCACUUGCAGCAGAGCAGCCCACUUGCAUUGGCCGGAUCAAGCCUGAGCUGUACAAGCAGAAAUCUGUGGACUCUGAGGACCCCAAGAAAGAAGCGGAAAAAACCUGUGGGAAAAUAAAUUUUUCUUUGAAAUACGACUAUGAAAAUGAGACUUUGAUUGUGCGGAUCCUCAAGGCUUUUGACUUGCCUGCCAAGGACCUCUGUGGCAGUUCUGAUCCCUAUGUUAAGAUCUACCUCCUGCCUGACCGAAAACGCAAGUUCCAAACACGUGUGCACAGGAAAACUCUCAAUCCCACCUUUGAUGAAUGCUUUCAAUUUCCUGUGCCCUAUGAAGAGCUGACCAAUAGAAAGCUCCAUCUUAGUGUCUUCGACUUCGACAGGUUUUCCCGGCAUGACAUGAUUGGGGAGGUAAUCUUAGAGAACCUCUUUGAAGCCUCGGAUCUCUCUCGGGAGACCUCCAUCUGGAAGGAUAUUCAGUACGCUACAACUGAAAGUGUGGAUCUGGGAGAGAUCAUGUUUUCCCUUUGUUACCUGCCAACUGCAGGUCGCCUCACUCUAACAGUCAUUAAAUGCAGGAAUCUCAAAGCAAUGGAUAUAACUGGAUACUCAGAUCCAUACGUCAAAGUAUCUUUGCUCUGUGAUGGAAGGAGACUGAAAAAGAAGAAAACCACUAUAAAAAGAAAUACACUUAAUCCUACCUAUAAUGAGGCAAUAAUUUUUGAUAUCCCUCCUGAGAACAUGGAUCAAGUCAGUCUGCUUAUAUCAGUUAUGGAUUAUGAUCGGGUUGGCCACAAUGAAAUUAUUGGGGUUUGUCGUGUGGCAAACAAUGCUGAGGGACUAGGCAGAGACCAUUGGAAUGAAAUGUUGGCUUAUCCACGUAAACCAAUUGCACAUUGGCAUCCACUCGUAGAAGUGAAGAAAUCCUUUAAGGAGUGGCAUGGCCGUGCAGCCAGCUUUGAUAGUCAAAGUUCCUGCCCCUCUCCCAAACCACCUUCAACACCAUGA